CGUGCUGUACAUACCAAUGCCUGUAUAUCCGCAUCGGUGCACUUGGAAUCCGUUCCCUUUAUGCCUGAAACAGCCACGUAGUGCCUUUAGGUGGUUAAUGCCGAUAGACGGGAUAUGCAGCAUGUGCAUAUAAUAAAUUCCAAGUUUUCGAUGCCUAUUUUUACUGACGCCGCAUGCAUGAACGGAUACGGGAAAUUGUAAAAUAGACAUAGCGAUGCUAAUGGAAGAAAGAUUUCGUCGUCUUGUUUCAACCUGUGUCUACGUAUGGGCUUUAAUCAUGCAUACAGGUAUGGUAAAUGGACAAUCCACGAGAUCUUUUGAGUCGGCAUUCGAAGCCUUAGACAGCCUGCGCCAAAACGUUGGACGCAGUGCAGUAAAUAUUCAGAAUGCGGUACAAGCUGCAAUACCCGGCAUCACAUAUCCACAGCUUUCUAGCAUUCCCGACACAUCUUUUGACUGCAGUGAAAUGCCAAAUUCGGGAUUCUACGCCGAUGUGGAAACAGGAUGCCAAGUGUACAGACGAUGUAAUGGACCGCGAAUGAAUUCGUACCUUUGCCCCAAUGGAACACUAUUUAAUCAGAUCGCUCUGACUUGUGAUUGGUGGUACAAUGUCAACUGUUCCAAAUCGACGACCUUUUAUACGUUCACCAACGCACGACUGUAUAAGUCCAAUGAAACACUUUUCGAAGAACAGACAAGCGUACAACCGUCACAUUCAACUUCACCCAGCGCUGAGAAAAAGAUGAUACACCCAUCGACUAAACGAUCCUCGAAAGCCACUAGAAUGCAUCCUUCGAAACGCACAACUUCAACUAACGUUUUGUCUUCGGCAAGGCACACGAAAGCAGCUGCUCCUGAAAAACGAACGACGCCAUUACGAAAUUCAUCUUUAGCAUCCGUAACGUCAGCUAAAAUUGUUAUCAAGAGCCUUGUUACAAAGAAGAGUUCCCAAAGAACGACGCCACAUGUCACCACUACGGUGUCGUCCUUAGAGCCGCCACCUGCCGCACAACCCAGGUUCUUUGAUGAUCCACAGAUGGUACCGGUCAGCACAGUUCAACCUGAAGUGAGCCAAGCAAACGGAAUAACCACAUUAUUGGUCGAAGUCGUUACGAGUUCAAUGCCACUCCUUACUAAAGAUCUGAAGAUCCCUAUAAAAAACCUUUCAUCUGCAGAUCCUGCUUCUAGUGCACCAACGACACCACGUCCCAUUGCAACCUCUUCCUCUGAUAGGCUUGAAGUCAGCAGCACAUCGCUUCCCCACGGAAUAUCCAGUUCCCCGACAAAAGUUGUGCUGACGGACAAGAACGAAUCUGCUCCGCUCGUAAACAACAGCACGGCAAAGCCAGUAAUAGCGUUGGAAACAACGAUGACAGCGUCCCUACCAAAGAACGCCACAACAGGAAUCUUGAACUAUACAUCGACAACAGUACCAAUUAUAUCGUCAACUUUGGUGGCACAUGGGAGCUCUUCCAUGCUUGUUUCGACCGGUGCACCGCCCAAAAAUGUCAGCGACAAUGCAGUUGUUACCAUUACCGGUACCACGACGACAACGGCGCCAGCUGUAGCUACAACCAAUUCGCAGCGGCAGUUGACAAUGCCAAAUUCAACCAUAAGUACAAUAUCAACGUUACAGCCGGAAUUGACGUCCCGCCCCACCAGCCCCAGUACUAUUUCUAUGCCGCCGGGAAAUUCUACCAUCUCAACGAAUCCAAAUUUGUUGAUCAGCAGUGACAGCACCACUGAAUCAAGAAGGCAACCCAGAGUGGUUGAACAAAUGGGAUUUUUUAAAUGUACCCAGAAAAAUUUCGACAAAAUUCAGACGUACAAAUCGUUUCGUUUUCUAACUGUUUCCUUGUGUACAUAGAUAAUUUUAUGGUGAAGGAGGACGAAGGCGAUAAUUUUUAAAACCGAUACCCGCAUAUAGCUUGUGUUUGUUUUGUUUUUAUUUAGGUACAUAAAUUUUUUAGCAUUUGCAUUGGGUAAAAAUUAUAUGAAAACUCCAGCGCUGUUCAAAAUUAAAAAGCAUUCAG
Paramacrobiotus metropolitanus is the source of this 2033-nucleotide messenger RNA. RefSeq names its product mucin-3A-like. The record is from RefSeq and is a predicted model, not a curated record. The transcript has 3 exons. The coding region runs from base 215 to 1867 and encodes 550 amino acids. NCBI's taxonomy places the organism in Eukaryota, Metazoa, Tardigrada, Eutardigrada, Parachela, Macrobiotidae. Gene Ontology annotation, molecular function: chitin binding. Gene Ontology annotation, cellular component: extracellular region.